AUGUACGGCUGGAUUCAAGAAACGAUUGAAGCUCUCGUCUUGGAGAAGUUUGGGAGCGAAGUCUGGGAGAAGGUGAAGCUGGAGGCCGGCUUGGCUUCCAUCCCGACCGGGGGCUUCGCAAGGAAUGAGUACUACGAUGACGCCAUCACCAUGAAUCUUGUCAAGGCCCUCUGCAAGGUGAGGAAGCUGGAGAUGGAGAGUGCCCUCAUCCUUUUUGGGGAGUUCUUCAUCUCCUGGCUGAUGGAGCAUGGAUACGGGAGCAUGCUCCGGAAUCAAGGGUCGAACAUGUUUGAGUUUUUGACCACGGUGGACGAUUUGCACAAGGGCCUCCAAAAGGGAUUGCCCGAGCUCGUGCCCCCCCGAAUGAUCUGCACGAAGGGUGGCGAUGCGACGCUGCGCGUCGAGUACAUCUCAUGCCGGAGCGGUCUGGCACCAAUGGUUAUCGGCAUGGUCAGGCAAGUUGGUCGGCAGUUGUUCCAGAGCGACUACAGCUGCACGAUGGAGGCUCAGAAGCAGUCUCGGGGCGAAAAUGGCGAGGCAUUGGAACACACCUUCUUGAAGAUCGCCUGCGUCAGCGGCCGGGCACUGGACCAGGCACUCAUCCAAGCAUCCGACCUCGAGGAGCCCGACUCCUUCGACGUGGACUCGGAAUGCUCCCUUAAGAGCUCGGCAAGGGAGAGUCAGGAUUACGACUUCCUCCAGCAGAACCCCACCAUGGCGGGUGCCUUUGCUCACAUCCUGGUGGAGCGCGUGAAGCUCUUAGACUGCCCGCUGAAGUCCCAGCACUUUGGGCACAACUUCGAGUUUGCGCAGCUGAUGUCGCUCAUGGCGUCCUACACCCCAGAAGCCGCUGUGGCGCUCUCAGGGCUCUUCCGCCAGCCGCUGAGAGACCCGACGAAGUCCACGCCCGUGCCGCGACACGCGUGCAUCUCCGGACCCGGUGGAAGGGAUGGGCUGUUCACGAAGAGCUACGACACCAUUGUCAUGAACCCGGGGAUCUUUUCUGGGCAUGACCCUUUGUUGCGCUUGACGGCUGGAAAGGGCUGCAGGCAAGUGCCUGUCGAGCUCCGUGUGUGCGUCAUUCCGGAUCCUUUGCGGAGCGGACUGAUGCUGAAGUCUCUGGCCACCACUCCAAAUGAUGCUGUUCUGGCCACCCUGGCGGCACAGGCGUUGCUUGACGCUGCGUGGGCCCUAACAAGAAGCCGCAAGAUUUUCGACAUCGCUUGCGAGUCCAUCAUCCUUCUCUUCACCUGUGGUUGGAUCUUCUUCCGGGAGCACCGGGGCUUCUGGCCAUGUUUGGUGUUCUGCCUAAUGAAGGAGCUGGUGGAGAAAGGCAUGGAGACUGUGCGCUCUUGGAAGAAUGGCUGGUCGGUGCCGCUUGUCUUAGUGGCUGGAACAGCACUGAACAUUACGCUUUACGUGCUCCUGGUCUACCAAGCAAUUCUUAGCGAAGAGUACCCAAGUGAUCGAAUGGGGCAGAUAGCCAUCGCAGUUUUCGGCUGCACACGCUGGUGGUCCCUGCUUGCACACCUCCGGGGCUUCAAGGCAAUUGGCUCUAAGAUUUUGCCAAUCCUGUAUGCUUUGGGAAGCAUGGGCCCUUUUCUGCUUGUCUUCGGGAUUAUCAUGCUUGGCUUCCUCUCGUCCUUCUGCGCCCUUUCAGACGAAGCCCUGACCAUGACACGUGUUCGUGGUAUCUAUUUCUUGGCUAUGCUUGGUGAAGAGGGCGACACUGUACUUGAUGGUGAAAGGGAGGAGUGGUGGUUGGACAGUUGGGUCUUCCUCUUUGUCGUUGUGAUGUGCUUGGUGCUUCUCAACAUCUUGAUCGGCAUUCUAGGCGAGGCCUACGACAUGUAUCGGGACAGCUCCGAGGUAAUCUUCAGUCGGGAGCGAGCGCGCGUGACUCUCAGCAUCACCAUGCGCCUCUUGCCCAUGACAUGGCCAGAGCACCGUGUGGGAAUUUGUGGCAAACUGCAGCGACUCCUCCUGUCUGUGUUCACAGAAAACACAUGCGGACGCCAUAAGAAGUACUUGUGGGCCGUUGUACCGCAAGAUCGCAGCUUGAAUGUUGCGCGGAUCACGUCCAUGAAGGAACAUGUGUCUCAUGAAAGCGAGCGUGCCGUCAAAGCCCUCACGGCCAUUCAUCAGCGCUUGGAGCAGUUGGAGCUAGAUUGGCAAUAUCUGAAGCAUUCACCGGUCAAGUGCCCCUUUUCUGGUGCACCUCUUGCGUCUGGAUGCCAGCCUCCGGAUGUCCACAAGCGCCCGGAUGCGCCUGGCAGAUAG
Symbiodinium natans is the source of this 2280-nucleotide messenger RNA. The record is from the annotation of a GenBank genome assembly. Lineage: Eukaryota; Dinophyceae; Suessiales; Symbiodiniaceae.